UUUUGCUAUGACAAACCGCAGUUGAAUCACGCGCAUUUUAAUAUUUGUGAUCAUUUCGCACUUAACCACGAAAGUGUGCGCGCGUCUUGUUUCAAUUAAAAUUGGCGCCUUAUCACUAAUGUUUCUUCGCGUUUGAUAAGAUCGUUACAUCACCAAGUGAUAAGAAUCUUCAAGGACCUAUUUGUCUUACAGGAUUGAAUCAUUUUUAAAAUCCGAUAUGUUACGGUUGCCGCUGGUCGAGCGUUAAAACAAAAGACAAUUGUUGUUACUACAGUGUAUAUAGUGUGUGACUGUUUUUUGAAUGCCCUCCGCGCACUAUGGGGAGUGCACCGAGACUCAAGAUAACAGUGGUGGGCGAUGGUAUGGUUGGCAAAACUUGCCUUCUCUACGUUUACACUAGAAACGAAUUCCCCAAAGAAUACGUACCAACGGUAUUUGACAACUAUGUAGGACACAUUACGGUUGAUGGACAAGAAAUUGAAAUGACACUCUGGGACACUGCCGGCCAGGAAGAUUACGAAAGACUUAGACCUUUGUCAUAUAAUAACACGCAUUGUUUCCUGGUAUGUUACUCAGUUGGGAGUAGAUCGUCUUAUGAAAACGUUGGUCACAAAUGGUAUCCUGAAUUAAAACAUUUCAGUUCGUCGGUGCCAAUUGUUCUUGUUGCUACUAAAACAGAUUUAAGGGCAAGCGGUCAAGCGGUUAUUACAACUCAAGAAGGGAAAGUAUUAAAAAGGAAAAUAAGAGCAGUCCAAUUGGUUGAAUGUUCUGCUUUGGAACGAGAGAAUAUGCAUGAAGUAUUCGAGGAGGCCGUGCGUGCUGCUCUCAAGAAGAAGCAAGUAACAAAACGAACUUGCAAUUUCCUAUGAUAUGUGAAAUACUACUUAAAAUUGUCUUCGCUAACUAACAUGAAAUAUCUUAGAGAAAAUAUCACAAAACUUAUCAUCAAGCAUAAGCCCUAUAGGGUUUUCUUAUUCAAUUAUCUAAAAUUAUAUUUAAACUUUAUUCCUGCUGUGUAGAUGUUUAAAAUGUAAAUAAUUUUUGCACCUUAAGUAACUCUAUUCAAUACCUAAAUAAAGUCUAGUUUUUAAGGUCACUAGAAAUCCCUGUGUUAAAAUGAAAUAAUAUACAUAAAUCGUUAUAAAUAAGAAUUUGAUUUGAAGUAUUAUAUUUUUUCGAACCUUAACUUUCAAACUGACGAUGUUUAGAAGAAAAUAUUACUAGAUUAUACUAAUUUCGAUUUUUCAUAUAUACCUACACAAAAAUUAAAAAUAUAACAUUUUUUUUUGUUAAUUCUUGACAAAGAGACAGGAAGUGAGGAACACCUAUGAAUUUAUGAAACCGAUAAAAGAAUCAACAUCGAUUUAAUUACAUAACAAGACGAGAGUUUAAAUUACGACAGUAUUGUUUUAGGCGUGUAACGUGUGUUAUAUAAAGUCAAUUUAUUUAAACAUGAUUUAUUUACGUUUGUCACCGUUGUGUAUAUAUUUUAUAAAUAAACGGUCUUAAUUAAAAAAUAAAGAA
Messenger RNA from Danaus plexippus (monarch butterfly), 1524 nucleotides. RefSeq names its product ras-like GTP-binding protein RhoL (gene RhoL). Gene Ontology annotation, biological process: small GTPase-mediated signal transduction. NCBI's taxonomy places the organism in Eukaryota, Metazoa, Arthropoda, Insecta, Lepidoptera, Nymphalidae. Bases 318 to 869 code for a protein of 183 amino acids. Gene Ontology annotation, molecular function: GTP binding; GTPase activity. The transcript is spliced from 5 exons. The record is from RefSeq and is a predicted model, not a curated record.